AUGUCGACUAUCAGCGGGCCAUCCGACGCCGCGAGCGACGGGGUGGCGCAAGAGGCCGCGGGCGCUGGUCCGGUGCCAGGUCCGCAGGCGCCGCAGGGCACGGCGGCGCAGGCUGACGGCUCGCGGGAGGCGCUGCCGUUCGAGGACGUCGAGGCCUGCUGGAAAGGGCGGCGGGACGAGUGGCGGGACGAGGUCGUGGGCGCGGCCGGGUCUGCCGUCGACCUCGCCGGCUUGCUCGCGGAGCUCCUGUGCUCCCUGACGGCGGCGGCGGUGUCCUACCUCUGGCGGUCUCGCGGCCAGUAUGACAAGCUCUACGGCGAGCUCUACGACCUCGCGUCGGGGCGCAGGUCCGACCCAGUUGCAGCGACACUCCGCCGGCUCGUCGCGGCAGUCGAGACGGCGGCGCUGCCUCCCGCCGACGCGCGCGAGAGGCAGCUCAAGGUGGUGCAGCUGCCGCCCGCGGAGGCGGCCGAGGGGGCGGCCGUGCAGGUUUACUUUUCGGACGAGGAGCGGUGGUACCGCGGCACGGUCACGGCCGUGAAUGGGAACAAGACGUUCACGGUGCUGUUUGAGGACGGCGACGAGGACGCGUCGUACGAGGGCUGGGCCGCUAAGUGGGACGAGUGGGUGCAGCGCGACUCGGGCCGGCUUCGGCUGUACCGGCCCGACGAGCUCACGCUGUCCUCGCUCCCCGACGAGCUGGCCUGCAGCCUCUCCCUGCGGCGCGCGUCGGCCGUCUGCCGCUCGUGGCGCGCGAGGCUGCGUCGCGGCCAGCGCGACGCGGACCGGCUCUUUGAGAGCGCGUGGCUCAACUUGCCCGUCGUCGACCCGCUCGACGGGCGCGUCUGCCUCGGCGUCGCGGCCGCCCUCUCCCGCGCUCCGGCCGGCGAGCGGGCGGUGCAUCUCGUCGCCGACGCGGGCGCGGCUCUGUGCGACGGCACCCUGCACCUGCACGGCGGCGAGGGCGGGCUCGUCGAGGGGCUGGCCAUCUCGCACGAUCUCCCCCGCGAGGGCGGGCUCGUCGAGGGGCUGGCCAUCUCGCACUUCCGUGACGAGGCAGUCGUCGUGCACACUGGCACGUGGACGCUGCGAGGCUGCAGCAUCGCCUCCUCGCGCAAGUCCCGCGCCGUGACCGCGGUCACCGUGCGCCCCGGCGCGGCGCUGCGGCUCGAGUCGUGCUCGGUGCGAAACGCCCUGUCCGCCGCGAUGCUGCACGACGGCGCGGAGCUGCGCGCCGUCGAGUGCGUCUUCGACAACACGCGCACCGGCGUGAUAAGCCGCGGCGGCCACUUGGAGCUCGAGCGCUGCCGCGUGGAGGCGCCGUGCGACGUGGUUCUCAAGCUGAACCCGAGGACCACCGGCCACGCGACGGCCAACCGG
Molecule: messenger RNA, 1380 nt
Organism: Emiliania huxleyi CCMP1516
Lineage: Eukaryota; Haptophyta; Isochrysidales; Noelaerhabdaceae
Exons: 6
Source: RefSeq, a predicted model, not a curated record